Messenger RNA from Erinaceus europaeus (western European hedgehog), 6576 nucleotides. RefSeq names its product extra spindle pole bodies like 1, separase (gene ESPL1). Gene Ontology annotation, molecular function: cysteine-type endopeptidase activity. Lineage: Eukaryota; Metazoa; Chordata; Mammalia; Eulipotyphla; Erinaceidae. Gene Ontology annotation, biological process: meiotic chromosome separation; proteolysis. The record is from RefSeq and is a predicted model, not a curated record. The transcript is spliced from 31 exons. Gene Ontology annotation, cellular component: nucleus; cytoplasm; mitotic spindle. The coding region runs from base 101 to 6421 and encodes 2106 amino acids.
GAGCGCUUAAGCCUGGCGGGUGAGUCCUGGGCGCGGGAGGGAGGAACAGGCUCUGGUCUGAGGAACCCUGAGUUUGUGUUUGCGCCGAACUCCCUGCGCCAUGAGGAGCUUCAAAGGAGUCAAGUUUGGGGCUCUGUUGAGCAGCCCGAAGGAGGCGGAGAAGUUACUUCCGGACUUGAAGGAGUUCCUGACCAGGCUUCCAGAUGGUUCUUCCAGCUGUCGGUCUGACGCUGAGAGAGGACAAGUCUGUGACGGCAUCCUGAGAGCUUGCGCCCAGCAGCUGACCGCCAAGUUGGCUUGUGCCGGGCACGUGGGGAGCCUGUUGCAGCUGGCGGAGCUGGCUUGCGAUGGCUAUUUGAUGUCCACCCCUCAGCGCCCACCACUCUACCUGGAACGAAUCCUUUUCAUCUUACUGCGGAACCUAACCACACAGGGCGUCCCAGAUGCCACCAUCCGCCUUGCCCAGCCCCUCCACACCUGCUUGGUGCAGUGCUCUCGCCAGGCUGCUCCUCAGGACUAUGAGGCCGUGGCUCGGGGCAGCUUUGCUCUGCUCUGGAAGGGGGCAGAAGCCCUGGUGGAUCGGCGCGAUGCCUUCUCAGCCCGGCUGAGGGCCUUGAGCUUUCUGGUACUCUUGGAGGAUGAAAGUACCCCCUUUGAGGUCCCCCACUUUGCUUCUCCAACAGCCUGUAGAGUGGUGGCUGCCCAUCAGCUAUUUGAUACCAGCGGGCAUAGCCUGAGCAAGGAGGACGCUGACUUCCUCGAGGAGAUGGUCUGCCGGCACGUGAUCAGAACCUUGGUGGGUGAAGGAGGAGACUCUGCCGGUCCUCUUUCUCCCCAGAGGGCCCUCUGUCUUCUGGAACUCACCUUGGAACUCUGCCGUCGUCUCUGCUGGAGCCGGCACUUCACCAAAGCCACUGGGACCGUGGAGAGGGCUCAUAGUUACCUCAAGAGCACUAGUCUGGCCCCCAGCCUCCAGCUCUGCCAGCUGGCAGUUGAGUUGCUGCAGGUUGGGGAGGAAGGAUCCCAGGCUGUGGGCCGUCUUCUGCUCAAAGCCUUAGCUGUCCUGAAGAGCAGCAUGGAGGCAGCAUUGCCCCCACUACGGGCAUUGUGUGACAGCUGCCAGUUCUUCCUCUCAGGCCUGGAGCGAGGCACCAAGAGACGCUAUGAACCUGACACCAUUGGUGGCCUCUUUUCUUUCCUCAGAGUGUACCGAACCCUCCUCCAGCAGCUGCAGAGUGUUGUCUGUGGCGACUCGUCCUCCAAGCAGCAACAGUCUUUGGCUCAGCUGCACUUUCAGGGACUUCAGCUCUACACUGUGGUGGUUUAUGACUUUGCCCAAGGCUGUCAGGAAGCUGAUUUGGCUGACUUGGCCCAGCUGCUGGAAAGUUGCAAGUCUACUGUUGUCUGGAUGCUAGAGACCUUAGAAAGCCUGUCAGGCCAAGAGGUGGCUGUCUUCCUGGGGAUGACAGCCUCUUACACCAGCAACUUGACCUACAGCUUCUACAGUCACAAGCUUUAUGCAGAGGCCUGUGCCAUCUCCGAGCCCCUGUGUCAGCUCCUGGGCUCGGCAAAACCAGGUACCUACCCAGAGGUGCCUCCUGAGAAGUUACACAGGUGCUUCCGGCUGCAUGUAGACAGCCUGAAGAAACUGGGCAAACAGGCACAAGGCUGCAAGAUGGUGACUUUGUGGCUGGCAGCCUUGCAAUCCUAUGGCCCCGAACACAUGACAGAACCAGUCACUCACUGGGUUCGAGUCAAGAUGGAUGCAGCCAGAGUUGGAGACAAGGAGCUCCAGCUGAGGACUCUGCGAGACAGCCUGAGCGACUGGGACUCAGAGACUGUGGCCCUCCUGCUGAGAGAGGAGCUGCAGGCCUACAAGACUGUGCGGGCUGACACUGGGCAGGAACGCUUCAACGUCAUCUGUGACCUGCUAGAGUUGAGUCCUGAGGAGACACCAGCCAGGGCCUGGGCACGAGCCACCCACCUGAUGGAGCUGGCCCAGGUGCUCUGUUACCACGACUUUGCCCAGCAGACGGACUGCUCUGCCCUGGAUGCUAUCCAGGAAGCCCUGCAGCUUCUGGACUCUGUGAAGCCUGAGGCCCAGGCCAAAGAUCAGCUUCUGGAUGACAAGGCCCAGGCCUUGCUGUGGCUCUACAUCUGUACCCUGGAGGCCAAAAUGCAGGAAGGUAUUGAGCGGGAUCAGAGAGCCCAGGCCCCUAGUAACCUGGAGGAAUUUGAAGUCAAUGAUCUGAACUAUGAAGAUAGACUCCAGGAAGAUCGCUUCCUGUAUAGUAACAUUGCCUUUAACCUGGCAGCUGAUGCUGCUCAGGGCAAAUGCCUGGACCAAGCCCUCACCCUGUGGAAGGAGGUGCUUACCAAGGCUCAGGCCCCCACGGUGCGGUGUUUCCAGCAGACGGCAGCCUCGCUGCAGAUCCUAGCGUCACUCUACCAGCUGGUGGCAAAGCCUCUGCAGGCUCUGGAGGCCCUCCUGCUUGUCCAGAACGUCUCACAGAGACUGGAGGACCAUGCUAAGGCAGCUGGCACCUGCUGCCACAUCACCCAGCUCCUCCUAACACUAGACUGUCCCAGCCAUGCCCAGUUAUACCUCCAAGAGGCAGAAGCAAGCCUGAAGCUUGUGGAUCACACCACCGACACUUACGUGCUCCUCUCCCUGACCCGGGAUCUACUUCAGAGUCAGCUCUGCUGUGCUCAUCGGAAGGUGACUGAGGGUGCCACUCUGUUGCUGUCUGUGCUCCAAGAUCCUGCCCUCCAGAAAGCAUCGAAGGCCUGGUACUUGCUGCGUGUUCAAGCCCUGCAGCUGGUAGCAGUCUAUCUUAGCCUCUCCUCAGAUCACCUCUCUCCUUCCCUGGGGGAGCAGCUCCGUGCCCAAGGCUGGCAGACACCGGAGAUUGCACUUAUCAAGUCCCAUAAGCUUCUCCGAAGCAUCCUCCUCCUCCUCAUAGGCAUCGAUGUGCUCUCAGUUCAAAAGACAACUGUGGAGACUCCGUUUCUGGAUUACGGUGAUAAUCUGGUACAAAAAUGGCGGGUCCUCACGGAGGUGCUGAGCUGCACCAAGAAGCUUGUCUCCCGCCUGGGCCGCCUGGGUAGUGUGAGUGAAGCCAAGGCCUUCUGCUUGGAGGCCCUGAAACUUACAACAAAGCUCCAGAUACCACGCCAGUGUGCCCUGUUCCUGGUGCUGAAGGCGGAGCUGGAGCUGGCACGCAAUGACCUUGACCUCUGUCAGUCAGACUUGCAGCAGGUUCUGUUCUUGCUUGAGUCUUGCACAGAUUUUGGUGGACUGUCCCGUCACCCAGACUCUAAGAAGAAGAUCCAGCUGCAGAAGGGGAAGCAGCAGACCCAGGCUCACCGUUCCCCAGAGCUCCCUGAAGAUGAGCUCGUCCUAAAAGGUCCCGCUCUGGAACUGGUAGCCACUGUGGCCAAGGAGCCUGGCCCCAUGGCACCUUCUGCUAACUCCUCCCCGGUCCUCAAAACAAAGCCGCCCCCCAGUCCUGACUUCCUGACUCACUCUCCCACCUGUGACUGCUCACUCUGUGCCAGCCCUGUCCUCUUAGCUGUCUGCCUGCGCUGGGCACUGGUCACCGCCAGUGUGAGGCGGGCCAUGGGCCAUGAGGCCCAGGCUCUGGAUCUGCUGCAGGCUAUGCUGAAGGGUUGCCCCGCAGCCACUGAGCGCAUCGCCAAAACGCUCCAGGCUUCCCUGAGUCACAGAGCUUCCCCCGCCCCUGCCCUAAGUCUCUACGAUGAGAUCUUGGCUGAAGCAUACACACAGCUGGCACUGGAGGGACUGAGCCGACCAUCAAACAAGAGCCUGGGGAAGGUCCUGGAGUCAGGGCUGAAGUUUGUGGCAGCGCGAAUACUCCAUCUCGAGCCCUGGCGACCCCACCUUCUCUUGAUUCAGGCCCUUGCCAAGCUGACUGGCUUGAGCUGCUGCACUACCCAACUUUUUGCAAGCUCUUGGGGCUGGCGGCCACCUUCAGGAAAGAGCCCCCCAAGCUCAGAGGCCUCUAAGCCCCGAAGCCAAAAGCAUCCUGGAGGAGGGCGCCAGCAGAUGGCCUCUGCUGCCCUCCACGGUAGCUCUCUGAAAUGUCUGGAAGGUGGAAGACCACCCUGUACACCUAAGCCCCCGGGCCGGACCUGGCAGGCCAGCUCUCGGGUCCCUUUCACUGUUUAUGAAGAAGUCUCCCCUACAAAGAGCAAGCCUGAAGUUCCCAAGGCACCCAGGGUACAACGGAGAGUCCAGACACGCCUCAAGGUGAUCUUCAGUGAUGACAGUGACUUGGAAGACCCUAUCUCAGUUGAGACACAGCUCACAGAGGGGUCCAUAAAACGGGCCACCGCCUCUCGGGGCCGGGGCCGGGGCCGGGGCAGGAAGGGCUCCAGCUUGAAGGCUGAUGCAGUGGCUGCUCCAGGCAGUGCCCCUGGGUGCCCGACUCCCAACAUUAGCAGCAGAAGCCGGAGAGCCAAGAAGGUGGCAUCAGGAUGUGAGGAGGAGCUGACCUCUGAGGUCAUGAGGACCAUUCCCGAGGAGGAACUGACUGACAGUCAGAUGGACAUGAGCUUUGAGAUCCUCCGGGGCUCUGAUGGAGAGGACUGCGCCUCAGGUGGGAAGGCACCAGGAUCUGAUGCAGCUGUUGGAGAAUGUGAGGUGCUGAGACGGGAUGCCAGCAAAGAGGAGCUGCGUGUCCCAUGUCCGGACAAGAAUCUCCUGCCUCGACUCCAACUCCCCUCGGCCCCUAUAGCUGUCGAUCUUUCCACCUUGAAUUCCAUUUGUGACUCACUGAGUGUUGCUUUCCGUGUGGUCCGUCACUGCCCUCCUAGUGGGCUCUAUGCCCACCUCUGCCGCCUCCUGGCUUUGUGCCUGGGCCACCGGGAUCCCUAUGCUACUGCCUUCCUUGUCAGCGAGUCUGUCUCUAUCACCUGUCGCCACCAGCUGCUCACCCACCUCCACAGGCAGCUCAGCAAGACCCAGAAGCAGCAGCAGGAACAGGUGGACAUGGCCGAGCAGCUGCAGGGGCUGAACCUUCAGGACAGACCUGGGGACAUCCCCCUGGCUCGCAUCCAGCGCCUCUUCUCCUUCAGGGCCUCUGGGUCUGGCUGCUUCCCCCAGCCGGAGAAGGAGAAUUUCCAGGAGCAGCUGGAUCUGCUCCCCACUGGGGUGACAGUGUGUGUGCUGGCCCUGGCCACCCUCCAGCCUGGAACUGUGGGUGACACCCUCCUGUUGACACGGCUGGAGAAAGACAAGCCCCCAGUCACCAUGCAGAUCCCCACCGCCCAGAGCAAGCUUCCUUUGAGCUCAGCCCUGAAGGAGUUUGAUGCCAUCCAGAAGGAACAGAAAGAGAACAGCACCUGCACUGACAAGCGAGAAUGGUGGACAGGGCGGCUGGAACUGGACCAAAGGAUGCAGGUUCUUGUCGCUUCCCUGGAGAAGUGUGUGCUGGGCUGCUGGAGGGGACUGUUACUGCCAUCCAGUGAGGACCCUGGCCCUGCCCGGGAGGCCUCCUGCCUACAGGAGUCGCUGCAGGAAUGUGGCUGGAAAUAUCCUGACCCCACACUGUUGACAGUCAUGCUCAGUGCUGCCAGUACCCUCACCCCUCAGGACAUUCAGGCCCUGGCCUUUGGGUUGUGCCAAGCGCAGCCAGAACGAGCCCAGGAGCUCCUGAGCGAGGCAGUAGGACACCUACAGGGUCAGACGGAAUCUAGCAAUAAGCACCUUGUCCUAGUGCUAGACAAGGACCUACAGAAACUGCCAUGGGAGAGCAUGCCCUGCCUGCGGACACUGCCCGUCACCCGGAUGCCCUCCUUACACUUCCUGCUCAGCUACUCUGUCAUCAGAGAGUCUGGGGCCUCAUCAGUGCUGAGUCAAGGCGUGGAUCCACGAAAUACCUUCUAUGUCCUGAAUCCUCACAAAAACCUGGCCAACACAGAGGAGCGAUUUCGAGCCAAUUUCAGCAGUGAAGCGGGCUGGAAAGGAGUGGUUGGGGAAGUGCCGAGCCUGCAGCAGGUGCAGGCAGCCCUGACAGAGCGCGACUUAUAUAUCUAUGCAGGGCACGGGGCCGGUGCCCGCUUCCUGGAUGGGCACGCCGUCCUGCGGCUGAGCUGCCGGGCUGUGGCCCUGCUGUUUGGCUGCAGCAGCGCUGCCCUGGCUGUGCAUGGAAACCUGGAGGGGGCUGGCAUCGUGCUCAAGUACAUCAUGGCCGGCUGCCCCCUGUUUCUGGGUAACCUCUGGGACGUGACGGACCGUGACAUAGAUCGUUACACGGAGGCUCUGCUGCAGGGCUGGCUCAGGGCUGGGCCAGGAGCCCCCCUUCUUUACUAUGUCAGCCAGGCCCGACAGGCUCCCCGGCUCAAGUAUCUUAUCGGGGCCGCGCCUGUGGCCUAUGGUUUGCCCGUCUUCCUGCGGUGAUCCCUUGAAACUGUCCUAUCACCAAGAGAAGCCGUGUGAUUAGUCUACCUCCAGAGUUUAUUUAACCCUUAGGAUGAAUAUUUUAAGGACGUUCUCCCGUGUUUUAUAUGAAACAUUUCCUUUUAACCUUACUAUAAUAAAGAUUCAUAAGUUGA